Wasmannia auropunctata (little fire ant) is the source of this 1916-nucleotide messenger RNA. RefSeq names its product FYVE, RhoGEF and PH domain-containing protein 2 (gene RhoGEF4). NCBI's taxonomy places the organism in Eukaryota, Metazoa, Arthropoda, Insecta, Hymenoptera, Formicidae. The record is from RefSeq and is a predicted model, not a curated record. Gene Ontology annotation, cellular component: cytoplasm. Gene Ontology annotation, molecular function: guanyl-nucleotide exchange factor activity. Gene Ontology annotation, biological process: intracellular signal transduction.
UGACACUUGAGUGGGAAUCCGAACGCACCUCAAGGUUGCAGCCCUGUCAAGCACCAUUUAAAUUCUAACCGAUACACAACACACCGCUCUGCACGCUGCUCACUGCUGCACAGCUGCACACGGUGCAUCCUGCGUCAGAUUGACGGCGUAACGACAGUUUUUACGUUUGCUCGUCGAAUUUUGGGAGGAAAGUCUAAAUAUACAUAAAUACUCAUUCUCGUAUUAUAUUUUACAUAGAAUAAAAUACUAUAGAAAUUGUUUUCUAUAUAUGUAUGCAAAAAUAAUUUAGACACAUUACAUACGAUUAUGUAUUCACCGUUGUCACCUCAAGCCAGUCUCAGUUCAGAAUUAAAACAAAUUAUAAACGAAAGAAAUAUAUUGAGCAUGCGGAGCCGUAUGAAAGUUUUACAUGCUUUGAACGAAGAUAAUGAAAGGUGUGCAGAGGAAAAGGAAAGAGUUCUAAGAUCACAAGCCAUUCGAGAAAUAUUAACUACAGAAGUUACUUAUUUACAACAAUUGGAAACCUUAGCAGAAUUUUUUAUUCAGCCUAUUCUCGAAAGAAAGUUGUUGAAUCACCCAUUACUUGUUACUCUAGCUGAAAACAUAAAGACGUUAUAUAAUGUGAGUGGUGAACUAGUAGCAGGAUUAAAACGUAAUCCUGAUAAUAUAGCUGGAGUAUUUCACAAACUUGCACCAUUCUUUAAAUUAUAUUCUGUUUAUGCUUACGAUUAUACACAAGUAUUAAAUUUACUACAGACAAGCGAAGAGAAUGAUUCUGCCUUUAAAAAAUUUAUUUGUGAUCAAGAAACAAGACCAGAAGUAGGCAGGAAAUUGUCUUCAUUGUUAAUUACACCAGUGCAAAGAGUACCGAGAUAUCAGUUACUUGUCAAAGAGGUUUUACAACAUACUCCUUAUGGACAUAGAGAGUAUAGAGAUUUACAAGCAUGUUUGGUUGAAAUUGAAAAAUCUGCGAAACACAUAAAUACUUUAAUCGCACAAAAUGAGGAAACACAAAAAUUAUUAAAUCUUCAGAAGUGCAUUGUUACUUCUAUUAAUCUUGUCAAGCCUGGUAGAAUAUUAAUCAAACAAGGAUCAUUGAUGCGUGUCUCAAGACGAGGCAAUUCAGCUUAUAGGAGAUACUUUAUUCUUUUAAAUGACACUUUACUAUAUUGUAAAGGCGAGCCAGAAACAUCAUUGAAUGUAUCUUGUGUUCUACCAUUAAACAAGUGCAGUUUAACGUGCGUUCUGAGCAAAAAACUGUUCCGUAUAACAUGCUUGCAUGAAACAUUCUUAUUGUACUCGGAAAAGGCCGAUAGCGACGAAUGGAUACAAUCUAUACAAAGUGCUAUUAGAAAAUAUACUGAAUGUAGGCAAACCUUGAGGAAAGAAAGUAGCUCGAGGAAGCCACUUAGACAUAAAAAUAUUAACGAAUUUUCGUCAGAUGAUAUACCAAAAAAAUCCGUUAAGAGAAAAAGAUAUAUAAAAGAUGCAGAACAGAUAUCGUUGGACACAUCCAACAUAAUAUACUUUAAAAAGGAUGAUGAAAUGGAUGAGAAUACUCAAAGCGAUAACACCUGUUUACCUCUUUGUACUAAAACCAAGAGAUUUAAACAGGAAGAAUAUUCCAAAGCAGGCCACACUGCUGCUCAAAUAAAAAAUACAAAACUGAAAUCAUAUAGAAGCCGAAAUAAACGAUAUAUAUCGCAAUGCUUAAAAAACUCAAAUAAUGGCGAUUAUAAUGAGAGACUUUUCCGAUGACAAUAGGGAUUACACUUGGGACACAUGGAACAGAUUUCUUCACUCAAGUGUCGAAGAGAACAUGUAUCGCCAUUCCAAAUGAUGAAUGAAUUUUUUUUAUGUGUAUUGGUGCAACAAUGAAAACAUUUUUUCUUAUUCAGAUAAUCCAUAUAUAUGUG